Messenger RNA from Rhineura floridana, 2610 nucleotides. Its product is annotated as E3 ubiquitin-protein ligase MARCHF8-like. NCBI's taxonomy places the organism in Eukaryota, Metazoa, Chordata, Lepidosauria, Squamata, Rhineuridae. Gene Ontology annotation, molecular function: MHC protein binding; ubiquitin protein ligase activity; zinc ion binding. The record is from RefSeq and is a predicted model, not a curated record. The transcript is spliced from 8 exons. The coding region runs from base 847 to 2565 and encodes 572 amino acids. Gene Ontology annotation, biological process: antigen processing and presentation of peptide antigen via MHC class II; immune response; protein polyubiquitination. Gene Ontology annotation, cellular component: early endosome membrane; late endosome membrane; cytoplasm.
UGUGAACUGCAAGGUGUGUGCGAUGUUUGCAUUCUUGCCUGAGAACAACAUGGUGUACAAGUGCAAGCUGGUGGUGCUGUUGGAAGAAAAAGUGAAGGGGAUGGAACGGCGGGUGACCACACUGAAGAGUAUAAGAGAAGAUGAAGAGUUCUUAGAUAGAACACUGGAACAACAACAGCAAAGAGAACUACAAGAGAACAACAGCAUGUUGAAGCAGAAGAGGAGACUGUUGUUGAGAGCAACAAUGAGUGGAGGAAACUCCAUGGAAAAGGAGUUGUAAGCAGAAGAGCUAGAAGACAUCCAUCACCAGUGGAACUACAGAACCGCUUCCAAGCACUUGAGGAUGAGACUGGAGGACAGUCUGCAGGGGAAGAAUUAAGAAGAUCCCACAUGACAGCAAGCGAGAGGCUGAAGCUCAGUCAAGCAGAGGCAAUGAAACCACACCCCACAACAAGAAGAAAAGAGUAGUAGUGGUGGGAGACUCCCUACUGCGUGGGAUUGAAACCCAAGUAUGCCGAGAAGAUCCAUGGCCUUGCCAGAUAUGCUGUCUCCUUGGAGGAUGAAUUAGAGAUGUGAUGGAGGAGCUGCCAUCGCUCAUAAAGCCCACUGACAGAUAUCCCUUUCUUCUCAUCCAUGUGGGCAUGAAUGAUACUGCCAAGUGGAGCUACAAACAAAUCAUAUCAGAUUUUGAAGCCCUGGGAAGCAAGCCCAAGGACUUUGGGGCCCAGAUAGCUUUCUCAUCCAUCCUUCCAGUACUUAGAAGAGGAGUGGAAAAGGAAAGAAAAAUACUCCAGGUAUAUGGCUUAGCAAAGGUAGAUAGUGCACUUAAUAUCUGGAACUUCAUCUAUGAAAGAGGACCAAUCCUUUAUUAGUGGUGUGAUGAAUAUGCCAUUGCAUCAAAUCUCUGUGAUUCCAGCCCGGGAUGUUACUUUUUCCAGAGUCUCUAAGAACAAGGGUAAAGAGAAAAAACAGUGUGGCAGUUCAGCCUCUAUUUCUGCUCCUCGCAACUUCUCUCAGACAUCUGUUACGGCAACCAAUCAGGACAUCUGCAGUUCCAGUGCAGUGUGUUCUGAAUGUUGUCAUCACAAUCCAGUGCAAUCUGCUGUUGUGUUGAAAAAUCCUGUCUACCAGAAUUCUCUGACUCAAGGGGCCACUGUGACAGUAAUCUGUCAGGAUAUGGUGCAGGCUUCCAAGAAAAACCUCCAUGGGCAUGAUUGUGUCCAUGCUCUCAAGUCUAAGAAUGGAAAAGCUACCCAAGCUCUGAAAUUCUCCAAGUCUCUCAGUGAUAUGGACCAGAAGGCUCAGAGUGCAAUCAAGAGCUUUAGCUACGUGGAACGAACUUGUUCAGAAGGCAAACUUGCACAAACCCAGGAGCAGUGUUUAAGGCUUAAUACAUUUUAUCACAAGGAGAAGAAACUAUUCAACCUCAGGCCCUUUCAUUUCAGUAAUUCCAAACUUUCCUAUUUCCAGCCGCUUUCCACCAGUUACUCGAGUGCUUCUGGGGCUAGCGCAGUACACAUUCCUCUCCUGGAGGACAAGUGUGACAGUGAAAUAUCCCGGAGUAAAAAAUUGCUGCACUGUCUUUUCUCCUUCUCUCAUAACUCCAGUGCAAGCAAUCAUGAAUUGGAUAACUACUCAAGCUGCCUCCAACCAAAGAAAUCAUCCAGUGUGGUGGUAGAGAGCACAGGUUUCUGUUCAGAUGACAUGGGAGAUGAUGAUGUCUUUGAGGACAAUUCCUCUGUGGGGCUGAAAAUGACAGAGCUACGAGCACCACUCUGUUCGGUCGAAAAGGAUAGCGACCUAGAUUGCCCUUCCCCCUUGUCAGAAAAUUUCCCCCCACUUUCCCCUGUGUCUGUAUCUGGGGAUUCCUGCAGGAUAUGCCAUUGUGAAGGAGAUGAUGAAAGCCCUCUAAUCACUCCUUGUCGCUGCACAGGGAGUCUUAAUUUCGUGCAUCAGGCUUGCCUGCAGCAGUGGAUCAAGAGCUCAGACACCCGCUGCUGUGAACUCUGCAAAUAUGAAUUUAUCAUGGAGACAAAAUUGAAACCUUUAAGAAAAUGGGAAAAGCUGCAGAUGACAGCAAGUGAGCGAAGGAAGAUCAUGUGCUCUGUAACUUUCCAUGUAAUUGCUAUCACUUGUGUGGUGUGGUCUCUUUAUGUCCUCAUAGACCGAACUGCUGAAGAGAUUAAACAAGGGGAGUCCACUGCAAAAAGUAAUUACUACGUAAUGGUCGCGGAGCAACAGGUGUACACGUCUGGAAAAGGUAUCCUAGAGUGGCCAUUUUGGACUAAACUAGUGGUGGUGGCUAUUGGUUUCACUGGAGGAAUUUUGUUCAUGUAUGUUCAGUGCAAAGUCUACAUACAGCUUUGGAAAAAACUUAAGGCUUAUAACCGUGUAAUAUAUGUUCAGAACUGUCCAGAAACAAGCAAAAAGAACAUAUUUGAAAAACCAAUGCUUAUCAAAUCAAAUCUUGAAAACACAGAUAUGCUUGCAAGUCAUCAUACAGAAACUAACAGUUUACGUUAUACAGAGCCUGAAGACUGCAGGGCAAAUGUUCUUCAUAUAUGAUACAUUUUUCCCCAUGAAGAUCUGCUUAAAGUCUGCUAAGAUUGA